Molecule: messenger RNA, 1428 nt
Organism: Penicillium diatomitis
Lineage: Eukaryota; Fungi; Ascomycota; Eurotiomycetes; Eurotiales; Aspergillaceae
Exons: 4
Coding region: 1-1428 (475 amino acids)
Source: RefSeq, a predicted model, not a curated record
AUGGUCCUGCCUUCAGUGCUGCGCAUUCCGCGGUCGGACGAGCCGCAUUCUUUCGUCCUGGUGCAUGUCUCCACGACGGGCCACGGCCAGGCCCCUCUAGAUUUGACACUCGUCGGAACGGAGGGCGAGAAUCCAUACGCAGCAUCAAUUCGCGAAAGUCGGGUACAAGCCCUCCGCAGCAAAACCUUUCAAGGCUCCGAUGAAGAGUGGACCACGAUUGUCGCUCACGUGCUCAAGCAAGAGCUUGACUCUCCCACCAAAGAUACAGCCUGGACGACCGGGAUAGAAGUCUCGGCUAGUCUCUCCGGCGACACUAGAGGUCAAGACCAAGAGAUUGUAAUUACGAUUCGGAGGAGAGUCCAAGAUAUCACUCAAAGACUCGGCUCUAUAGUCCUCAAACAAGACGAUGAGCAAGAAAUCGCUCUCUUCGAAUGGACCGGUCUGGCCGUCGCCAACGCCGACACGCUUCAAUCCGAAGUCACCAGUCUAUCGGAUCGGUUCCGCAGCGCCCAAGACACCAUUGCCCAAUUGACCCAGCAAUUAUCCGAUCUCACGCAAGCCAAAGCUCAGCAUGAAAAUCAACUACUAGCCAACUUUGCCCAGCUUCUGAACGAGAAGAAACUGAAGAUUCGGAACCAGCAGCGACUGCUGGCCUGUGCAACGCCGGAUCCAAAGAGAGUUGCCGAGAUUCAGGCUGCUGCCGUUCACAGUCGAAGCAAUGUAUCUCGCCAGGCGGGCCGGACCUCAAUGAAGAGGCGAGCAGCAGCAGGUGAGAAUGAGGACGACUCGGACUCGGACUCGGAUUCUGCGUUCGAAAAGAUGGAUCUCGAUCCGACACCUACCGCCAAAGACAAGACAGCCACCUUGGACGAUGAAGAAACCGGCGACGAGAACGAACAAGAAGACGAAGAUGACAGAUCCACUCCACAACCUCUAGAAGAGGAAGAGGAAGAGGAAGAGGAAGAAGAAGGAGAGGAGGAGAACAAGGAAGUAGAAAGUGAAGGGCAACUCGCACCAAAAUCACAAACCACCGCAAAACGAUCCAAAGACGAAAAUACAUAUACAGAUGAAGCCACCACCACCGACGACGACAACGAUGAGAACGAGGAUAACAUCAAAAACCGGCGCAACCCCACGACAAAAUCCUCACCGCCAUCCAAACAAACUAACCCGAACCUGAAAGCCCCCUCAAAAGAAGCCACGCCUCCACCUCGUCGUAGCCUACCGUUUCUUCGGCGAGCAGCGGGCGCCACGACCCACGUCCCGACACGAGCACAGGAACAUGCGCAGGCCCAGGCCCAGGCCCAGGCCCAGGCCCAGGAACAAGAACAAGAACAGCCAAGAUCACAAAAAAGCCCGCCAGUGCCAAAGUCGACGGGGACAGCAGACGAGGAGACUGAGGGAGAGACGGAUGAUGAUGAGCUUUGA